This is a messenger RNA of Linum trigynum, 2945 nucleotides long. NCBI's taxonomy places the organism in Eukaryota, Viridiplantae, Streptophyta, Magnoliopsida, Malpighiales, Linaceae. The record is from the annotation of a GenBank genome assembly.
CCAUCCCAUCCCAUCCCAUCCCAUCCCAUCCGUUUUUCUUUUUGGCCUUUAUAUAUCUGAACAAAUCGUCAAUUCAUUUCAAUAAUUUCGAUUCUGUUCCCAGAUCGUAGAAGGACGUUCGGAUCGGGAUUCAAUGGCGGCAGCUCGACGCCUCCGGGAUCUCCAAUCGCAACCCGCGAACAAGAUCUGCGUGGACUGCUCCCAGAAGAAUCCGCAAUGGGCCUCCGUCUCCUACGGCGUUUUCAUGUGCCUCGAGUGCUCCGGCAAGCACCGCGGCCUCGGUGUCCACAUCUCCUUCGUCCGAUCCGUCACCAUGGACUCCUGGUCCGAGAUCCAGAUCAAGAAGAUGGAGGCUGGUGGCAACGACAACCUCAACUCCUUCUUAGCCCUCCGAGGAAUCCCUAAAGAAACCGAUAUCGUCUCCAAGUACAACACCAAAGCCGCUGCCGUUUACCGCGAUCGAAUCCAAGCAUUGGCUGAGGGCAAACCUUGGCGCGACCCGCCCGCUAGCAAGGAAACCCUCGGCGGCAGCGGCAGAAAGCCGCCACUUUCUCAAUCCUCGCCCAAGGAUAAUGGUGGUUGGGAUAGUUGGGAUAAUGAAGAUGCAAUUAGAUCUUCCGACGACAUGAGGAGGAACCAAUCCGUCGGCGAUUUUAGGGCUAAUGGUAGCGGCGCCAUGGCUGGUGGUCGCCCGAGGUCGAGAUCGACCGAGGAUAUUUAUACGAGAUCGCAAUUGGAGGCCUCUGCUGCUAGUAAAGAAACCUUCUUUGCCAGAAGAAUGGCAGAGAAUGAGUCGAGGCCCGAAGGUCUCCCGCCUUCUCAAGGUGGCAAGUAUGUAGGGUUUGGAUCGGGCCCUCCGCCUUCCCAGAUGAAUAAUUCACAACCAGACGUAUUGUCUGUUGUCUCCCAGGGAUUGGGGAAGUUGUCUUUGGUGGCGGCUUCAGCAGCUCAGUCAGCUGCUACUGUUGUCCAAGCAGGCACCAAAGAGAUCAGCUCUAAGGUGAAAGAAGGUGGUUAUGAUUACAGGGUGAACGAAACUGUCAAUGUUGUGACUGCAAAAACAACAGAGAUUGGACAAAGAACUUGGGGGAUUAUGAAAGGUGUCAUGGCAAUGGCUACACAGAAGGUCGAGGAAUAUGCCAAAGAUGGCGGGUGGAAGAAUGAGAGCGAGAGUAACGGUUAUUAUCAGGAGUUCAAUAAGCAAGAUAACAGAGGAUGGAAUUCUAACCCUAGUGCUGCAGCCGGACAGUCUUCAUCAGGCGGAAAUGGUAGCUCGAGUGGGAACUACAAUUCAAGUGGAAGCAAUCAUACAAGUGGCAACUGUAGUUUAGGUGGGAAUAUUAACAAUUCGCAUAGUUCAUGGGAUGAUUGGGAUCAGAAGGAGACGAGGAAAGUAGAUAGCAAAAAGCCCACUGGAUCAAACAGCGGUGGUGAUGCAUGGGCUGGAUGGGAUGAUGCGAAAGAUGAUGGAUUUGAUGAUAACUUCUACCAGCCUGCUGCGAAUAACAAGAAAGCUACUGGCAGCAAUGGGAAACCAGAUUCUUCAUGGACAGGCAGAGGUUUUGAUUAAGGUUAGACUUCUUGCUUACGCUCUCUGUCAGUUUGAAUUCUUUUCCUCACUUGGUGAGCCUCAUUAAUGGCGAUUCUUUCUGCUUCUGGCUAGCUAGAUUCGUCGGCUUUCAGUUUGGCGCAGAUCCUGAGUUUUCCCUGUUAUGAUGGUGGGCUCGGCUUCUACAUUGGGCUGGUGGGGUUGCAAUGGUGGCAAAUUGUUUGGUGAGGAUCUGUAAUAUUCCAAUUUCAAGUGAAGGGUGGCCGUGGAUCAGAUCCUUAACAAUUGAGGGGAUGCAUCCAUGGAGGAUGGUAUAUUUUUCUGAAGACAUGUCGGGUCUUUCGUUCUCUUUUUUAAUUUCCCUUUCUUGGUGGAAUCAUUUCUAUUGGAUCUACAUUCCUUCGAGGGAAUUUGUUGCGUGUGAAACAGGGAGAAUUGAGUUUUCUUUCUGUCCUUUCUUAUCUCGCUGGGUUGGAAUAUUAUUCUGGGGCUUCGAAGGUCGAAAAAGUUGCUUUUCGAUAUAUUUUUGUAAUGCUGAUGUAAUCAAAUUUGUGUAUCAUUUUCGUUUCUUUCAGCAACCGGUCCUCUCCCCAAAGGUUGUCAAACCAAAGUCAGACCGGUCGAACCAGAACCAGUCCCAAAAUGGCUCCUAGCAUAAGCGACAACCAGGUGUAGCAUCGGGUAAGUAAGUAAUAAAAUUAUCAAACCAGGUGUAGCAUAGGGUAAGUAAAGUAAUAAAAUUAUCAAACCACGGGCCUCUAGAUAUGUUGUUACCUCAAUUUAGGUAUGUUAUCUAGCCAAAUAAGAGUAGUGAUAAGAAAAUAAGCUAACUACACUAACCUGACCACUACUACAAGGUUGGGAGCUCACUUAAGCAUGAAUCCCUCUAAUUUCUUUAUUUGGUUGACGUUGAGUACUACCCUAGAUUGAUUCAAUACUUCUUGAAGAAUUCUAGACUAGACUGAACUCCCUAUUCGAGGUAUCCAACCUCACUCAAUUCCUCUACCCGGAGAAGCAUACCAUACAACCAACAUAGGAGAUUGAGGUGUUAACAACCAACUCCCACGAUUGGAAAAUACAAAAUAUGAAAUGCUAGAUCCUUUAACACUCGUUCAAACACCCAUAGUGAGUGAUUGAAAGGUGCUCUAUUCAAGCUAGGAAAAUAUUCUCUCUCCUAGGUCAAAAACUCAAUUGACAUUUAGUGGGAUCAAGACUCAUGCAAUUCAUCAUGAACAUCAAUCAAAAAGAUAAUACAUAAUAGGAGUAGUCAAUCAUAGGAUUUGUCACAUACAUCAACAAUUAAACCAUAUUCUAGAACUAGGGUCCAUUAGCUUAAGUGAAGGAAAGCUAAUUCAUAGAGUAGAAGAGAGAGAGAGAAUACAAUACAGGGUUUAGA